AUGAAGUCCAACAGGGGUUUGCCGGUAAUGUGGUUAGGAGGGUUUAUUACCCUUUGUCUCACGGGGUCCAUGCUAUUUGACCUUGUCAAGGCCGAUUCGACGACGCCUGACACCUGUUCGGGUGAUUUUCCUGAAGUCAGGGAAUUCUUCCAGCGGGAAGGUGAACUUUUGCGACAACGUCGCCGUGAAGAAUUUUUGGCCGCCUGGGAAUACAACACCAAUGUGACCGAAGAGAAUCGCUUAAAUAUGAUAGCGGUUAGUGCCCGUAAUGCUGUGGAGAAUCUCAAGGCAGCCCAGUUGGUGCGACAGAAGCAUUAUAGGGAUCUAAGUGAUCCAUGCCUUAAGCGGUUGGCAGAAUAUGCUGGUGAAAUUGGUGCGGAAAUUUUAAGUCCCGAAGAUCUGAAUGUUCUGCUGAAUGCUGUUAGUAGCAUGCAAUCGAAUUAUGCCAGUACGAAGGUGUGUUCCUAUAAGGAUCCUAAGGAUUGUAGUUUGACGCUGGAGCCCCAUGUACAGGAACGGCUUUCGAAAAGUCGUGAUCCUAAAGAGCUGGCUCAUUACUGGAAGGAAUGGUAUGAUAAGGCCGGAACCCCCAUGCGAGAUAAUUUUGCCAAGUAUGUGGAAUUGAGCAACAAGGCAGCUAAGCUGAAUAACUUUACCUCCGCCGCUGAAUAUUGGAUUCACAUGUAUGAAGAUCCUGAAUUUGAAAAAAAUCUCGAUAGUGUCUACCAGGCAAUUCUGCCCCUCUACCGCGAGUUGCAUGGCUAUGUACGUCAACGUUUAUCUCAACAUUAUGGCAAGGAGGUGGUUUCACCCAAUGGCAAUUUACCCAUGCAUCUAUUGGGUAAUAUGUGGGGUCAACAAUGGGAUGAAAUUAUUGAUCUACUCAAACCUUAUCCGAAUAAGGAAUUCGUCGAUGUCACCUCAGAGAUGAAGAAACAAAAAUAUACCGUUGAGAAAUUAUUUGAAUUGGGUGAUGAAUUUUUCAAGUCGCUCGGCAUGAGCGCCCUCCCUCAAUCAUUUUGGAAUUUAAGUGUCAUUGAGAAACCCGCAGAUCGUACCAUUGUGUGUCAUGCCUCAGCAUGGGAUUUCUUUCAGGAUAGUGAUGUACGCAUUAAAAUGUGUACCGAAGUGGAUACCCACUAUUUGUAUGUGGUACAUCAUGAGCUGGGUCAUAUUCAAUAUUAUUUACAAUAUGAAAAGCAACCAACGGUGUUUAGAGGUGCUCCCAAUCCAGGGUUCCAUGAGGCUGUGGGUGAUGUCAUUGCCCUGUCCGUGUCAUCGGCUAAACAUUUAAAUACCAUAGGACUAUCUCCCGAAACGGAACUGGAUGAGGAGAGCCGCAUUAAUGAAUUGUUUAGAACGUCCCUUAAGAAAAUCGUCUUCCUACCCUUUGCCUAUACCAUGGACAAAUAUCGUUAUGCCGUAUUCCGCAAUGAAAUCGAUGAACACAAUUGGAAUUGUGCCUUUUGGCAAAUGCGUUCCGAGUACACGGGUAUUGAACCUCCCGUCUAUCGUAAUGAUAGUGAUUUCGAUCCACCCGCCAAAUAUCAUGUCUCGGCUGAUGUAGAAUAUUUACGUUACUUUGCUGCCCAUAUUUUCCAAUUCCAGUUCCAUAAGGCAAUGUGCACCAAGGCUGGGCAAUAUGUAAAGGGUGAUCGGGAGAAGACUUUGGAUAAUUGUGAUAUUUAUAAGAGCAAGGAGGCGGGUAGUGCAUUUAGCCGCUUUUUAUCUGCUGGAGCCUCACGCCACUGGACUGAGGUCCUCAAGGAAUUUACCGGUGAUAGUACCAUGGAUCCUUCGGCUUUGUUGGAGUAUUUUGAACCAUUGCGUGUAUGGCUUAAGGAGGAAAAUCGUAAACAAAAUGUUCCCGUUGGAUGGGGUCUUACUGAUAAUCUAUCAGAAAAAGACAUGGUGAGUGGUAUGAAAUUGAGUGAUUCGUUGGUUGUAGAUCCCUGUAAGACAUGCAUGGCUGAAAAGAUUCAUGUGACACCGUUUCCUAAACAUGAUGAAUAG
Molecule: messenger RNA, 2013 nt
Organism: Musca vetustissima
Lineage: Eukaryota; Metazoa; Arthropoda; Insecta; Diptera; Muscidae
Product: angiotensin-converting enzyme-related protein-like
Exons: 6
Coding region: 1-2013 (670 amino acids)
Biological process (GO): proteolysis
Cellular component (GO): plasma membrane
Molecular function (GO): peptidyl-dipeptidase activity; metallopeptidase activity
Source: RefSeq, a predicted model, not a curated record